Pyricularia oryzae 70-15 is the source of this 1038-nucleotide messenger RNA. RefSeq lists its product as uncharacterized. NCBI's taxonomy places the organism in Eukaryota, Fungi, Ascomycota, Sordariomycetes, Magnaporthales, Pyriculariaceae. The record is from RefSeq and is a predicted model, not a curated record. Gene Ontology annotation, cellular component: mitochondrion. Gene Ontology annotation, molecular function: acetylpyruvate hydrolase activity. The transcript has 2 exons. Bases 103 to 837 code for a protein of 244 amino acids.
UAUUAAGUACAUGAUCAGAAUCCCCCCUUUAGUAAUAAUAAAAAAGGGUCGACUGAAAGAAUAAACCAAAGAUAAUCUGGAAUUUGAAAGACCGUCGACAGGAUGAUGAGAUUACCGUUUCGUCGUGGCAUGGCCACAAACACCAUGGCGACACUACGAAACGCACGCAAGGUGGUCUGCAUUGGUCGCAACUACGCAGAUCACAUUGCCGAGUUGAACAGCGCCAAGCCCAAGCAGCCGUUUUUCUUCCUCAAGCCGCCGUCAUCAAUUGUUGCGCCCGGUGCUGGCCCCGUGAUCCGACCCAAAGGUGUCGAUCUUCACUAUGAGGUGGAGCUGGCUCUCAUCAUUGGCAAGGAGGUCAAGAACUUGAAGGCAGACGACGACCAGGGUGCUUUGGAUGCCAUUGAAAGCUAUGCCCUCAGCAUCGACAUGACGGCCCGCAACGUCCAAAACGAGGCCAAGAAGAAGGGACUCCCCUGGGACAUUGCCAAGGGCUUCGACACGUUCCUGCCGUUCAGCAACAUCAUCCCCAAGUCGGCCAUCCCGGACCCUCACAACGUCGAGCUGUACCUCAGCGUCAACGGUGAGGUCCGCCAGCAGGACUCCACCAAUCUGCUCCUGUUCAGGAUCCCCCGCGUCCUGGCCGACAUCUCGAGCGUCAUGACUCUCGAGAAGGGAGACAUUGUGCUCACUGGCACCCCCAAGGGCGUCGGUCCCGUCGUGCCCGGGGACGUCAUGCGUGCCGGAAUCCGCGUCAAUGGCAAGGAGAUCGAGGAGGCCCGGAUUGAGAUUCCUGUGGAGGAGUCUACCAGCGACUAUUUUUACAAGGAGACUUAGAGUGUCAUCGCCUGUCAGGAGUAGAAAAUCUGUCCUGUAAAAAACUCAUGUACAUAACUGGUUUUGCGUACUGCUCACUAUAUACAAGAUAUACAGCGGUCAAUGACUCUAGAAGGUUGCUACAAACAUUGGUAAAUAGGCUGAUUGGUGCCAAAAUUUCAAUACUGAACCUUCAAGCAAUAAAGUCACGCCUUGUUCGGG